Messenger RNA from Chanos chanos (milkfish), 2388 nucleotides. RefSeq names its product transmembrane p24 trafficking protein 9 (gene tmed9). Bases 8 to 634 code for a protein of 208 amino acids. The transcript is spliced from 5 exons. The record is from RefSeq and is a predicted model, not a curated record. NCBI's taxonomy places the organism in Eukaryota, Metazoa, Chordata, Actinopteri, Gonorynchiformes, Chanidae.
UGACAAGAUGGUGGCAAUCAAGAUGCAUCUCACACUGUACACGGUUUUGCUUUUUAACUUCUUCAAUAGUUUCGUCUCUGCAUUGUACUUCCACAUCGGGGAGACGGAAAAGAAAUGUUUCAUAGAAGAAAUUCCGGACGAGACUAUGAUUAUCGGAAACUACAGGACACAGCUCUAUGACAAACAGAGAGAAGAGUACCUUCCUGCCACACAGGGUCUCGGGAUGUUUGUGGAAGUUAAAGAUCCUGACGAGAAAAUAAUCCUGUCCCGUCAGUAUGGGUCAGAGGGUAGAUUCACCUUCACGUCCCAUACACCAGGAGAGCACCAGAUCUGUUUGCACUCUAACUCCUCCAAGUUUGCUCUCUUCGCCGGGGGAAUGCUGCGAGUUCACCUGGAUAUCCAAGUUGGGGAGCAUGCAAAUAACUACGCUGAAAUUGCCGCCAAAGACAAGCUGACGGAGCUGCAGUUACGAGUGCGGCAGCUGGUGGAGCAAGUGGAUCAGAUUCAGAAGGAACAGAACUAUCAGAGAAGAGUGCUUUGGUGGUCCAUCGUUCAGACGCUGAUCCUCGUCGCCAUUGGCUUCUGGCAGAUGAGACAUCUCAAGAGCUUCUUUGAGGCCAAAAAAUUAGUGUAGGUUCAGAUUUUUUGCGACAUGUUUAGUUUAUGCAGUACACUCUGCUCAGCACUCAGAAAGAACAUGCGACAUGCACCCCGACCGAGGUAAGCGACACGAGUCUGGAGGAGAACGCGUCUGGAGAAGAAACCGUCUUCAGUACACAGCCCCACAGUUCCCCUGUUUCACAAUCUGCCCGGAAGUUUCUCUCACAACAGCCUUUCUUUCUUUCUUCCUUUCUUUUUUUUCCCCCCAUCGACUGCCACAUUCCGCUCCCUGAUGAUGCAAUAAGUAAUUUAUGCCCCAGUUAUAUUUAUAAAAAACGACAAGCUUUGUUCAGAUCCAUUUUGUUUGUCAGGAAAAUGGUUCUAAUCGAGAUUUAUGGAAUGAAAAUAUUGUUGGAUAAACCUUAGUUCCAGACAAACAAUGUCACUUAGUGAAGUUUAUAAACAUUUGCCCAGCGCUUCACAGAGACAGCAGUUUAAUUUCACCCCCAUGCACUGGCUCUCCAGCCGCUGGAUAAUGUUCUGAACUAAAGAGUCAUUAUUAGAGAGAUUAAAGAAAUGAUCAUUUUUCCUCUUGCUCGAAGACUUAUGUGUCUGUCACUAGAAAACUUGGAUACUGGUUGCUUUGUUUAGUUACAGAUAUUUAAAUUGUAUGUGUGUGUGUGGUUGUUGUUUUUUUUUUUUCCUUGUAAAGAAUGUGUAUUCUUAAAUUUAAAUUACACUUUAUUCAUUGAUAUAAAUGUGGCUCUCUUUUUUUUUGUUUUUUUUGUUUUUUGAAGUGUCGUUUAUUUCAUCGAAGGACAGAUGCUGAAGACAGAGCUGUGAUGAGGUCAUACCCUUUGACCUUUCUGAAUUUUGCUCUGUAUUCUCUGCCAUUUGUGAUUGCUUCCCGUUGAGAAGGCCACUGUUUUCAUCGAGUCUGUCAUUUCCACCACAGAUGUUAAAUUUUUUUUUUCUUUUUUUAAACUUGAACGUAUACCGCAACAUUUAUUUCAGAAAAAUUGCUGAUACAUACUACUUUUUUGUUUGUUUGUUUUUUUGCAACUAGUUGAUCGGACACAUUUUCCCAAAUGUUAUGCAACUGGGGCAAAAGACACUGGUGUAAAAAUGUCUAGAGAUUUUAGAUGCUGAACUCAUGGGAGGGGGGGUGCACAUGAGUCCAGCAUCUAGGAUCUAAGCUCUGUUGUUCUAAGGCUUGCGGCUUUUGUUUUGUCCUGUGCAAAACAACUCAGGUAGUUGGUGUGUCCGAGUAAACGUGGCUUAAUUGGAUACACGGCUGUCCAGAGGACAGAGGCUGGCGUGUGCUAUGUAUUUUGUUUUUAACGAGAAGAGAAAAAAAAAGACAGAAAAAUGUUGCUUAAGGGAGAUUACAAUUGACUUCACAAGUAAAGAGAUCAAAUUUAUCUUUUUAAUUGGAUACUGUUGUAUCUUGCACAGUCACACCAUCACUAUCCCGUCUGUUUAUCUUUUGAGUCAUAAAACACUUUUUGCAGUACUACUUUGUAUAUGUUGCCAUCAGAGUCACUCAAAAUUUACACUUUAAUAUUUGCUUUGCUCCCUUUUACUUUUAACUUUUUUUUUUUUUUUAAUUUGUUAUGUUUGCAAAAGGUUUGUGUCGAAACGGGGAUUUUCUUUUUUUGAAAACAAAAUAAAUCUUUCGGUGGAAGUUGAUGGUUUAAAAUAUCUUGGGUGGGGGAAUAGAAGAUUUUAUUAAUGUGAAAUUGUGUACAUAAUUGCACUCAAAAAUAAAGUUUUGACUCCGUAGAAUUG